AUGCCAGAAGCCUCAGCCUCCGGUGCCGACGCGGGCGGCACCGCUCGCCACCGCGAACACAACCAGGGAAAUCAAGGCCGCACAUAUACCGUCGAUCAAAAGGCUGCCGUUCUUCGUAUCCGAAAAUGCAACGCCACCGCUUUUUACGACAUCCUGGGCCUCGAGAGCGUCCGCUCCACGUGCACCGACUCGGACAUCAAGAAGGCGUACAGGAAACAGUCGCUGUUGACGCACCCCGACAAGAAUGGCCACGAGCACGCCGAUGAGGCCUUCAAGAUGGUCAGCCGCGCGUUUGGCAUCUUGGGCGACAAGGAGAAGAGGGAGAAGUUUGAUAAAUAUGGCACUGAUCCGGACAGUCGGUUUGAGAGCGCCCGCGCACAGAAUCCGUUUUCGGGCUUCGGAUCACGGCAGGCUGCGGCGGCGGGAGGCGGUGGCUGGGACGACGAGAUGAGCCCUGAGGAAAUGUUUGCGCGGUUCUUUGGCGGAGGAGGCGGUCCCUUUGGUGGUGGAGGCUUUGGAGGUCCUCAGUUCGUCUUUAACUUCGGCGGCGGCCCAGGCAUUCGAGUACACCAGUUCGGCGGUGGUAGGCCCCGAGCACGACCGCGAGAGGCUCAAGGACAACCCGAACGAGAGCCAUUUGGCCUUCAGACUCUGCUUGGCCUACUCCCUAUUCUACUAUUCUUCAUCCUACCACUCAUCUCAUCCAUCUUCUCCGGCGGCUCGUCAUCCACACCCGCCACUCCACGCAUGGUCUUCGACAGCCCACAGGCCCCCUUCACCGAGGGCAGGACCACACCAAAUCUCAACAUCAAGUACUUUGUCGUACCCGCAGAUGUGGCCUCGUAUAGCAAAUCAAAACUGAGUCAGCUUGAUCGUACAGCCGAGAUCAACCUUGUGCGACAUCUACGGAAUGAGUGUGAGAGUGAACUUUUGUACAAAAGACAGCUGAGGGAGAAUGCUAUGGGAUGGUUCUACCAGGAUCCAGAGAAGAUGGCCAUUGCCGAUGCGUAUAAGAUGCCAUCGUGCGAGAGGCUGGAGAAGAUGGGCGUGAGCCGAUAA
Molecule: messenger RNA, 1059 nt
Organism: Trichoderma gamsii
Lineage: Eukaryota; Fungi; Ascomycota; Sordariomycetes; Hypocreales; Hypocreaceae
Product: DnaJ like subfamily B member 12
Exons: 2
Coding region: 1-1059 (352 amino acids)
Biological process (GO): cellular response to misfolded protein
Cellular component (GO): endoplasmic reticulum membrane
Molecular function (GO): Hsp70 protein binding
Source: RefSeq, a predicted model, not a curated record